Messenger RNA from Caenorhabditis auriculariae, 6899 nucleotides. The record is from the annotation of a GenBank genome assembly. NCBI's taxonomy places the organism in Eukaryota, Metazoa, Nematoda, Chromadorea, Rhabditida, Rhabditidae.
AUGUCGUCGCAAUGUUCUACGACUGGUCUUCGGAGCAUGAUCCUUCUGUUGGCCGUUUAUUGUGUGGCUCAAUCGCUCGAUAGCGAGCCACCGAUUGGAACAUUCGUCGUGUUCCGGCGAUUUUUACACGGAGCCACGCGACAAUCACGCGCCGUCACCGCCAGAAAGGAACGCGUUUGGCCUGAGGGCAUCAUCCCGUAUGAGAUCGCCUCCAAUUUCUCCGGUUCGUCCUUCUCAUUUCAAUUCAUUCUAUAAUAUUAUGACUUCUCGAUCAUGUUGUUCUUUGACUACUUCCUCGUGGGGACAAUAUUAUGGCAUUUGUUUACAUCGACGAUGCAUUUUCCGCUCCCAUGAAAAAGAUAUUUCUUCACAUUUUUGUAUUCUCCCUGCUUCCAAUCAAAAAUUCGAACGUCGAUAAAGAAACGAUUCAUGUCCAGUUUUGAUUUGGUGAGUUUUUUUUUCGCUAUUUUCCUUUUUUAAAUCGAUUAUAAUCUUCUUUACAUAUUUAUGUUCGAAUGCUUCAUUGUCUAGUGUGCCCAUGUAGCGUUUCGAAAAUUUUUUGACUUUCGGUACUCAAAACACUCCUAGUUCUUAUCGGCUAACUGAAAAUAAUUUAACAGGUAAAAAUAAGAAAUUCGUGAGAUUCAAGUUUACAACUAACUUGAACUAACACACCACUUGUGUUUCAGAAAUACUAGAAAGAAAAUCUUUCUAAGCUUACAGCUAGCUUUUUUUCCUUUCUCUCGUUUUUUUAGUUACAUAUUAAGUUUAAAAAUGGAUUUAUGUGAAACUACUCGAAGAAGUUUUUGGAAGAUGGUUGCAAACUAUCAUUCAAGUCCGUGGGACUUUUUUGGAAUCUAGAAAGUCAUUUAAAUGUUUCCAGGAGAACAUCAAAACUUGUUCCAUCGUGCGAUGCGUCACUGGGAGAACAGCACGUGCAUUUCUUUCGUGCCAAAAGAACCUCAUCACCGUCAUUACAUCACGUUCACCGUUGAUAAAUGCGGGUGAACCAGCGAGGGCAUUUCUUUGAAGAUCAUUCGAGUGAAUUACAGCUGUUGCUCUUACGUCGGUCGUCGCGGCGAAGGUCCUCAAGCGAUAUCGAUCGGCAAGAACUGUGACAAGUUCGGGAUCGUUGUUCAUGAGCUGGGCCAUGUCGUCGGAUUCUGGCACGAACACACCAGACCUGACCGAGACCAAUACGUCGAUAUCUUCUACAAAAGCAUUCAAACAGGUUUUGUAAUUACCUUUGCAAAAAUUUUUCAUUAAUGAUUACUUCUUUUUUCUGUGUGCUAAGAGUGAGGAUUCGAUUGUCGUUAUUUUCAAUAACUGCACAGAAAAGGUAUGCAAGCGUCAUUGUAGAUUCUGUUUCAAGCUAGUUUUCAAAAACCGAAUAUUUUUCAAGAGAUUUGAAUUUUUAGGAAAAAACAUACGAAAAAAGUUCUUCUUGAAUUAUUAGGAGUUUGCUGAAAACUUGAAUAACUUGAAGUUUACAGGACAAGACUACAACUUUGAAAAGUCGAAGCAAGAGGAAGUGGACUCGCUGGGAGAGCCGUACGACUUUAGUUCGGUCGGCUGGUGGACCACCUAUGAUGAAUAACCGAUAUUCCUUUCCAAUUUCAGAUAAUGCAUUAUGCAAGAGACACAUUUUCUCGAGGCGCUUUCCAUGACACCAUUUUGCCGAAACCCAACUCAGGUCUGUAACAGUGAAGAAAAAUAGCAGGGGAGUUGCAGGUUUCCGUUCUGAAAUAGGACAGCGAGUUCAGCUCAGCGAUGGCGACAUCCGACAAGCUAAGAAAUUGUACAAAUGUGCAGGUUGAAUAGGUAUCUCAGGGCAUUCCAUCCAAAUGUGUCUUGUUUGCAGAGUGCGGCGGAACGUUGAUGCAGGAGUCCGGCAACCUGGCUGUGACUAAAACGGGCCGUUGCGUCUGGUACUUGGUCGCACCUCGCGGACACACCAUCUUUCUUAACAUCACAGGUGCUCGAACAAUUCAAAAAAAUACAAAAAAAAAUGCUUCACAGAAAAGGCUAUUUUUCUUCGAGCUUCUCUCCGGUGUGUUGAGAAAAAAGCUGAGAGCUUCAAUAUGGAUAAUUUUUGAAUUUUCUGAAAGACGACGCUUCAGAGUUAGAAAAAAUCAUCUUUUGAAAGUUUAUCCUAAAACGAAGAUUUUUGAAGCGUUUUUUUUUAUAAAUAGUUGUGAAGUUUGCGACUGACAAACCUCACAAAACUUUAGAGUACGAAGUAAAAUGACCUUUUUUUUUACUACGAAAUGCCUGAAUAUUUUAGCUUCAAAAUGAUAAGAUUUCCAUCAAUAAAAAAAUCUUCAAGAUUUAGACUUGUUCAUCAAGAUAAAUUCUUCGUUGUAACUGAUUCUCGACCACUUCUUUCCCGCUAAGUAUCGAAAAAACUCUUCUCUCUCCAAUUACUCGUUUGCCAGAUAUACUGCAAUAUGUCCUAUCAAAUUACUCAUAGGAACAAAAAAAGCUAAUUAGAGAUUCUUAGCAAAAAAGUAGGCGCUAUACGUUUCUCAGGAUGAAGUUAAUUAGAAAGUGCAAAUGGGAAAAAAGGGCUAAAAUGUAGCGAUUCAAUCUAUUUUUUACUCUGUGACUCUUUUAAUAAUUGUGAGUGCAUUCCGCAGGCUCUACGAUACCUCGACCGAGUGUGCCUUGCAGCCACGAGCAUCGCAACUCGAUCACCGUUCGGGACGGAGUUUCUUCUUCUUCGUCGCUUCUGGGUACGUUUUUCGAAGAUUCUUAGGAAUAGUUGGCAAAUCUCAGAGAAAGAAUUUUGGAUUAUCGGAUGCAGAUAUUCACGAUAAAAGUUUACUGUCAGUUUAAAAUUGUGAAUCUUUGCAGAAAUUUACUCUGAAGUAUCACGAUUUCAUAACACGAAAUUUCUCACUUAUUCUUUUUAGUUGAGUUUUUGGGUUUUAAAAAUUGAUGUGUCAUAAAUAUGAACGUUUUUAGAAACUUUUGAAAAGUGGGAUUACUUGAGUUGAAGGUAAAAUUGGAAACCGCAGAGCCACCCCCAUUAAACUUUGAAAAAAAAUUUUGUGAAACUUUUUUUCGAAAAAAAGUGAACGGAUUAUGAAUCAUUAGAAUUAAAAAGUCUUCAAAAAAACGGCUCCAGGUAAAAAGUCAAGAAAAACUUUCUUGGCUGUCAUAGUAAUUAUUCAUGAUAAUGUCAACUUUCACCGUCAAAUUAUUGAACAGAGCCUAUCAAUAACUUUCUUUCAAAAGACUAUAAAAUUUUUUUUCAUUUUCCAGAUAAGAUAUGUGGCUACGAAACCUCGUAUCGCACGAUAGCUUCUUCUGGCAACCGAAUGUUGGUACAAAAUGAAAUCGACAGUUUUUAUCCCAUGUUCCUUUUUGCAACUUAUUAUGCAAUAUGUGGUGGACCAAUAUACGCAGACAGUGGUGUCAUUGAGGUUUCUUAGUUUGAAACAAGAAAAUAAAAACCAAUUUUAGAGUCCACGAUAUCCAGAAUCUUACCCACCUAACAGCGAUUGCUUAUGGACAAUUCAUGUCGCAGAGAAAAAUCAAGUGGCACUCGAAUUUGUUUAUUUCCAUGUUAGUUUUAUCACUGAAACGGUGGUUUACGAAAAAUUUUUGAGCUGGAACAGCAUAAAGACUGUAUUUACGACAAACUUCUGCUGGGUGAAGGGUCGCGCUCCGCUGAUCCAUCUGAAUCACUCUGUGGUCUCAUUGAGAAAAAAACCUUCGUCAGCCGCUCGAAUCACUUGACCCUUCGGUAACUCGUUUAACAUUUACUCAUCCUUGUGGUUUUUGCUUCACGAAUCGAAACGCAAAAGUGUAGCAAAAAGAUAUGAAGAAACGUGCAGCUACAAAGGCAGUCAGAGACUAUAUUUUAAAUACACGCACCGACCAGCGCCAGUUAAACAUGUUGAGGUCAAAGGCAGCAUAAAAUAGGGCAAAGAAUCGAAACGCUUCAUUUGGCGCCCAAAAACGUGUUGCACCGCAUCGCGUUGAGCCAUUUUCAAGACACUAGGCCUUUUCGAUUCGUGGCGCAGAGACUUUUUGAAUGCGCAUUUACAGUUUCACAUCCGACAAUUCUGUGCAAAAAACCGGGUUCGAAAUUCGAUUCACUAAGGAACUUAACGAGUGCGCCAACGAAAAGAAUAAUUGCGAACACAUGUGUGUCAACAUGAUCGGUAGGUUUUGCAACUUUUAAGACACUCCGUAUAAGAAAUCAUGAAACCAUCUUUGUUGAUAGUUUCAAUGUUGUCCGUUCUCGAAGUUGAUCCAAUUUCCAGGGGGUUUUAAGUGUGCCUGCCGAGUUGGGUACAGUCUGAGCGCAGAUGGAUUUUCAUGUGAAAGUACUUGUGGAGGUUACAUCAGAGCUUCCAAUGGAACUAUCUCUUCGCCGAAUUUUCCGAAAAGUUACCCACCGUCAAGAGCUUGCAUCUGGGAGAUCGAAGCUGAUGUCGGAUAUCACAUUUUUCUCAAUUUCACCCGUUUCAAUAUUGAAGUGACAAAAAAACUCAAUUAUAUGUAUUUAAUUUCGAAUCAUUUUGAGGGGAUGAAAACCGAGUGUGCCUAUGAUUAUUUGAAAAUCGGAGAGAAUGAGAAACUUUGUGGAGAGUAUAGUAAGUGGUUCACGUUCUCAGAUAUUUGAUCCGAAUGUUCAGACGAGCCUUUGCUGUUUACGUCGCCGACCAACAAAAUAAGGAUUGAGUUCAGUUCCGACACUUCGGUCGAGCGCGAAGGCUUUUUUGCUUCAUUCAUUGCCGAUUUCGAUGAGUGCCAAUUCGACAACGCGGGAUGUGAACACACCUGCCAAAACCGAUUAGGUUAGUCAUAAAGAACUCACCUGAGCCGCCUCUGAGUGAGUUUUCAUCAAGGAAACUUGCAUCUUUCCAUAAUAAACUAAUUCUUCAAAAUUUUAAAUUGAUGCGAAUUCAGUUUUUGGAGAACUCUUUCCAGGAUUCACAAAAUCGGAGAAAAUUUACAAAAUAAGUCGAAGAAGGCGAAAUCUAAAAUUCUUGAGCUUACUAAGAUCUCAAAAUCUAUGCGUCAAUUUUUUUCACAGUCAAAAAAGGCGAGAUUCUCACUAGAGAUCUUUUUUCAUUGCUCCGCUGAACUUUUGGUGAAAUUUUGCUAAAGCAUACUUUGAGACCUCCUGAUUCCAGAAAAAAACAAGACAUUUCUCGCAAUAUAUCUGGUUUUCGAAUUAAGUCGCUACAAAAACUAAAAAGAGCUUUUCCUAGUCAGAGACACUGUCUACGACAUAGUUUUUCGCUUCAAUUUCUUAAAUGCAUUCUUGAAUAAAACAUUAACAAACUACCGUAAGACUCUAUUCUCUCAAAAAUGCUUCAUUUUCAUUCCUUGAGCUAUGGAAAUGCAGCCGUUUUUCGAUUAUCUCAAACGUUUUCUGAUGAAUAAUUUGGAGGUACUUACGUGUGCGCAUGCAACCCAGGGUUCAUUCUGUCGGAUGACGGUCACAACUGCAAAGAAGGCAGCUGUUUCUUCGAAUUAAACGCGCCAACAGGUCAGCCCGACAUGUGGACGUUUUCAAAAUGAUGGCGCAGGUGAAAUAAACUCACCGGGUUAUCCCCAUGAGUAUCCCAAAGGCCAGAACUGCUCUUGGCACUUUGUCACUACACCUGGUCAUCGACUCAUGUUGGUUGGUUUUGUGGAGUGUAUCGUUUUUCCUUUUUUUUUUCUCAGAGAAAGCGGUUUCAAACUUACUCACGCUUCGGUAUAAACGAAAAAUCUAUGAAAACAUUCAUUCUGAGAAAAAAUUUUUACUUUCUCAGAUUGUGAUGGUUUAUUGGCUUUUAUGCGUGCGCUUUCGGAAUAAUAAAGUUUUUCAUAAUGAUUCUUUAGGACACCACCAUAAUUUUUGUCCGACAAAUUGUGAUUUUUCAGACUUUCUCGACAUUUCUCGUAGAAGAACAUUCGCAGUGCAAGUACGACGCCGUGUCAAUUUAUGAUGGCGGCGAUGAGACUAGCGCUCUUGCAGGUUUUGCCUUGCAUUUUUGUGUUGUAUCCAAAAUUAAAACCAUUUUUUUUCAAACUUUCCCACUGAUCCUUUUGAUAGAUGAACUAUCAGAAAAGUUUUUCCCUUCAGGAGUCUUUUGUGGUUUGACGCCUCCUCCAGUACUUCUUUCAUCUUCAAAUGAGCUUUUCCUUGCGUUCUCUUCAGAUGCUUCCGUUUCCAGAAAAGGAUUCCAAGCUCAAUACACUUCUGGUGAGGUUUUUUCUUGUCGUAGUUUCAACGCUCAACUUUAGUCUGCGGAGGCCGUUUAACGGCUGAGUCGUCGCCUGGGCACAUUUACUCACAUGCGUCUUUCAGCGAUAGCAACUAUGGAAAAAAUCAGGUUAUAGAUUUGAUAAAGUUUAAAAAAUGAAUUUAGUUCUGCAGGAUUGUGCUUGGCACGUCUCUUCUCGAACUCCAGGGCGCGGUGUUCGGCUACAGUUCUCUUCCUUUCAGUUGGAAUCAGAAGAUCUCUGCCAAUAUGACUAUGUCGAGGUUAUGAUUCUUUGGGUAUCAUUGCAAAGAAACCAACAUAAAGAUAAAGAUAAAAGUAUGUUAUUGGACUUGUGUUAGUUGCAAAAUUUGAAUUGAUUUUCUGAAAGGUGGUUGUUCAAUAAAUCGGCGAGGUUGCAGGUUUACGACGGUACAGAAGCCAAUCCUGAUCUACUUUUCGGUCGCUUUUGCGAGGACAAAGCCCCUGAAGUGAUAACGAGCACAGGUAGUGAGAGUUGUUUUUGCAUGAAAAGUAGUAUUAGGUUCUGAUUUGCUGCUGAUACUGCACACCGAUAACGCCGAGGAGGAGAAAAGGAUUUGUCGCAGAGUACAGGGAAGCGGCCACUUCGCAUCGACGCUGGAAAACUACAGGCGUUCAUCGAAAACCUUCCAAAGAGCCUUUGAACACUGA